ACGGAUGUUGAUUUUGUAUUUGUUUUGCUGCUCUGUGCAGUUCUUUGGUUUCAUCAAGGGUGGCUGGCUUGUGCUGUCCUUGAAUGAUAUAAAUGGAGCCUCGUCAUGGCAUAAUGAAGGCUUUCCCCAAGGUUAAAAGAGCUAAAGUGCUUCAGGGGAAAGAUGGUCCACCACUUAAGAAGAGUUCUGAAACAUGUAGUGUCACAGGAGACAUUUUCUGUGAUUUGAGUGUGUACAUCUUGCCAACUGCCAUAGGCAAUGCCAGGUGUCAAAUUUUUGAACGGCAAAUACUACAAAAUGGAGGAAUAACAGAAAAUUACAUAAGUCCAAGUGUCACUCAUGUAGUAGUAGAUGACAGUAUAGACUGUGAGCGAGCACUUCGCCUCCUAAAAGUGGAUUGCUUGCCUUUUGGAGUCCAGUUGGUGAAGUCCUCUUGGUUGAGCAAAUGUAUUAGUGAGAAAAAGCUCUUGGAUGUCUCAGAUUACACCCUUUUUCAAAUUAAAAGUGAUUCAGAAACACCACAAUGUAAUACAAAAGAUUUGCCUAAUGCAGAAGCAGUCGAAACACAAGAAAAUGAUAAUGCAUCGGAAGCUGUACAUAUAAAUUCAGUGGGCUGUGAGACUGCCUCAGACAGCAAAGAGGAACCACAAGGAGAUGAUGAUGGUGUUUCUCAAAGUGACUUAGAAGCUCUUAUGACUGGCCAGCACCCAAAAGAUGAUAAUCCCAGUCAGGACUCUGUCUCUCAAAAAACUAUCUCAGGAAAAUGGGUCUGUGCUCAAUCAUCUGUGUCUAAGAGCAAUAACUUCAACAAACACAUUACUGACAAAUUAGAAGUGCUGGCCAAGGCCUACUCACACCAAGGAGACAAGUGGAGGGCAUUGAGCUACUCAAAGGCAGUUAAUUCACUGAAGAGCUACCACAAGCCUGUUACAUCAUACCAGGAAGCCUGUCAAAUCCCAGGAAUUGGAAACAAAAUGGCUGACAAAAUAGAUGAGAUUAUGGAGAGCGGUCAUCUUCGCAAACUUGAUCACAUUGGAGAGGCAGUACCUGUACUUGAAAUGUUUACUAAUAUUUGGGGUGCAGGAGCCAAGACUGCGCAGCUUUGGUACCAACAAGGGUUUAGAACUUUGGAAGAUAUUUCUACCAAAGCUCACCUAAACCAUAAUCAAAAGAUUGGACUGAAACACUAUAAAGAUUUUCUGGAAAGAAUGCCUCGAGAAGAAGCAGGAGUCAUUGAGAAAAUGGUUAGAGAUGCUGCUCAAGCUAUAGACCCUGGUCUGCUGUCUGUGGCAUGUGGUUCUUAUCGUCGGGGAAAAGCUACUUGUGGAGAUGUUGAUGUGCUUAUAACUCAUCCUGACGGAAAGUCGCAUAAAGGGGUCUUUAGCAAAGUUCUACAUAGUCUUCACGAAAGUGGGUUUUUGACAGAUGACCUUGUAAGCAAUGAAGAGAAUGGAGAGCAAAAGAAAUAUAUGGGUGUCUGCCGCCUUCCAGGCCCCAAUCAACGCCAUCGUAGACUGGACAUUAUUGUAGUGCCUUAUAAUGAAUUUGCCUGUGCUUUAAUGUACUUUACCGGAUCGGCUCACUUCAAUCGCUCAUUGAGAGCUCUGGCUAAGACCAAACAAAUGAGCCUAUCUGAGCACUCGCUGAACAAAGACGUGGUGCGGCGAGGCAGCUUAAAAGUUCAUGGAGGGACUCCUGUUCCAACACUAACUGAAAAAGAUGUUUUUAAUAUUUUAGGAAUUCCAUACAGACAACCUCAUGAAAGGGACUGGUAACCAUGUAUUUAGACAUGUCUUAAGAUGUCAUGAUGCAUAGAAAUAUGUGCAACAUGGCUAGAUAGUAUUUUAUGAAGAACUUGUAACUAAUAAUGUUCUACAGAGAUACACUAAUAUUGUGCAAGUAAGUGGAAUGAUUUUAUUUUUGACUUGAGUAUUUAUUUGUUUUUAAAUCUGUAAAAUAGGGUGUAGAGUGAUCAAGAAUGAUUGCUUAAAUAAAGGGACGCAAUUAUAG
This is a messenger RNA of Periophthalmus magnuspinnatus, 2010 nucleotides long. RefSeq names its product polymerase (DNA directed), lambda (gene poll). The record is from RefSeq and is a predicted model, not a curated record. Lineage: Eukaryota; Metazoa; Chordata; Actinopteri; Gobiiformes; Gobiidae. Gene Ontology annotation, biological process: double-strand break repair via nonhomologous end joining. Gene Ontology annotation, cellular component: nucleus. Gene Ontology annotation, molecular function: DNA-directed DNA polymerase activity; DNA binding. The coding region runs from base 93 to 1775 and encodes 560 amino acids. The transcript is spliced from 9 exons.